Messenger RNA from Kuraishia capsulata CBS 1993, 675 nucleotides. RefSeq lists its product as uncharacterized. The record is from RefSeq and is a predicted model, not a curated record. Gene Ontology annotation, biological process: regulation of DNA-templated transcription. NCBI's taxonomy places the organism in Eukaryota, Fungi, Ascomycota, Pichiomycetes, Pichiales, Pichiaceae. The coding region runs from base 1 to 675 and encodes 224 amino acids. The transcript has a single exon.
AUGUCUGAGUCACCUAGCUGGUCAGGGCCAAAGAAGAAGCGGCCGCGGAGAAGACACUGCGAACUAGUUUGCCAUUACGCCUGCAAUUUCGGUACAUGCCGUAAGGCCUAUGGGACACUUUCGCACUUGAAUGUACAUGUUGUGACACAAAAUCACGGAAGCAAACGGAAAGGCGAGGAGUUCAAGGAAAUCCGUCUUAUGUUGCGCAGACAAAGGUUGGAAUCGAAGCGAAUGAUGCGGGAGAAUCGUUUCAAAAGGUCGGGAGAAACGGCAGUAGGAUCCGAAAACGAAGAUGAUAAUCCUGACGAAGACAGUGUCUCCAGUUUUUCAGGCUCAACUCCAUCUCUGGUUCUUGAUGACGUUGAGCCCACAACGCUUCCACCCGAGCAAUACUACACCUUGUCUCCAGAACAAUAUAAUAACGAAGCCCGUGCACCAGGCACAGACAGUUUUGACUGGGCCACUGGACUUAAGGCCGAAAGCUACAUAUCCGAAGUCCAAUCCUAUCAACACCAGGAUUAUGUACCACAAUCACAGUCGCUGGUGCAACUCCAACUCAGUCUCAACAACUUCAACCUGUUUAAUAUGGGUCAUGGGGCCUCUUCUUUCAAGCAGGAUCUGAAAAACUUUGAUUAUGUUUUGCCUAAUGUUCAUUUGACGCGCUUUACUAGUUGA